Molecule: messenger RNA, 688 nt
Organism: Rhipicephalus sanguineus (brown dog tick)
Lineage: Eukaryota; Metazoa; Arthropoda; Arachnida; Ixodida; Ixodidae
Product: outer membrane lipoprotein Blc-like
Exons: 5
Coding region: 60-659 (199 amino acids)
Source: RefSeq, a predicted model, not a curated record
GUAUCGGCGUGUUCAAGUGAUAACUGUCGCACUUGCAGACCUACCUCUUGCCUAUUAGCAUGCAACAGUGUUUCAACACUGUUAUUACCUUCGUAGUUUUUGCAUACGGAAACAACGUAGCGGAGGGUGAUAAGCACUGUUCCGAUAUUCCGCCCAUGAGGAACUUUCGAGCUUCCAAGUUCAGUGGGCUCUGGUACGACUUGGCCAAGACUGCCGACCCGUACUCGGACACUCUUCAGUGCGUGACGACGCAGUACAAAUCUCUCGGUUCUGCGGGUCUGCACAUCGUCAAGAACGCACUGGAUUCCAGCAAUAACACCGUGUCCUUGGAAGCCGACGCAAUAUUCAUCGACCCAUCGAAGUGUAACGGGGCCACAGUCAUCACCGAAGACGAUCGUGAAGGUGUCUACUACACUAUCGUUACGACAAACUACAAAGAAUACGCUGUCGUGGUCGCCUGCACACUGGACAACGCACCAAUGACUAAGUGGGCCUGGAUCCAGACGCGACGACCACGAUUGCGUCGCGGCACUCUGCGGGUGCUGGGACACCUGCUAGAGGCCUACGGCUUCUCGGCCGAGCAAACUCGCGCUCCAGAACUCGGUAUCCUGUGCCCGCCUGAUGCGAAGGAAGCCGUCAAACUCUUCGCACCCAGCUAGCGUUCUUCUGUUCUAGGAGCGACACUUAA